CUCUCGUUUGUGAGAAUAGAGAUUCCAUUUCAGCAAAAUAUAUAAAUAAAAUAAAAACAUAGUGUUAAGAGCAUCUCCAAAGACGAGGAGGGUUUUGUUAGUAUUUUCAGCUUUUUGGUUUCCAUGGAACCACGGAGAAACCCAAAUCGUAGAUUCCCGUCAAGCUCUUCCUCUUCCUCCAACUCCACCGAUGAAGAGAUAAGUUUAUACUUGAAGAUCAUAAAGACAGUAGCCUUAAAGUUUGAACGGAAUGGAACAAUAAGCAAUCUCAAAGCAUUAUUACGUGAGAAGGAAGCUCUUUCUGAGAAUCAUCAGGAGCUCUUUUUUGCUGGUAAUCAGCUGGAGGAUGACCAAAGGCUAGUGGAUUAUGGUAUUGAGCAGGGCUCCACUCUCCACCUUGUUCUUCAGAAUUUAGCUGGACUGAAGAUAUUUAUUAAAAUACCAUCAGAUCAGAGAACCAUUGAAAUUGAAGUGAGGACUUGUGAUACCGUCCAAAACAUCAAAUCAAUUAUUCAAGCCAAGGAAGGGAUUCCAUCAGAUCACUAUACUCUUAUCUAUGAUGGAAAAGUACUUGAAGAUGAUGGGAUUGUAUCCUCACUCAAUAUUUCAAAUAAGUCAACCCUUCAUUUGGUUUACAAUCCAAAAGAUGUCUUACCAAUUUAUGUGAGAGUAGGGACAGGAGAGAUCUUGAAACUUGAACUUAAACUCCUGUUUACCACUCGUGAUGUCAAAGCAAUAGCUGGGAGCAUGAUAGGUGUCCAGAUGAAUGAUUGGGAUCUGAUCUAUGCUGGGAAAAAACUUGAAGACUGCAAAACCUUGGCUUCUUAUGACAUCAAAGAAGGAACUAUCUUAGAGAUGUUUCCUGCUGUGAUCCAGAUAUUUGUCAAGACAUGGAGUGGGAAGACCAUUACUCUUGAUGUGAAACAACAAUCUACCCUCGGGGAUGUCAAGGACAAGAUUUUUCAGAAACUGAGGAUUCCUGGUCAUCAUCAGAGCAUUGUGUUCGCUGGAAAAAGGCUUGAAGAUAACCGUGAUCUAGCAAGUUAUGGUGUCCAGAUGCAUUCCACUCUCAGUAUGGUUUUUUCGCCUUCACAAAGAAUCAUUCCGAUGCAAUUAAAUCAUAUUGGGAACCCAAUACAAAAGUUUACUACCAUUCGCAUUUUGAAGUCUAUGAUUGAGAAGAAAAUGCGAUCUCCUGUGAAGGAAAUAUACUUUAAUGGACUAGCAUUGCGGGAUGACCGUUCACUGGCAGAUUACAGGAUUAACAGUGAUGCAAAAAUAAAGGUUGUCAUGUAUCAACAGUAAAGGUUAACCCUGUAAUGGAAUCUGCAUGCAUCCGGAAACAUUAUCUAGACCUAUCAUAUGAUGAAGUGUUCUUGAAAUCUAUAGGACUGUGCUGUAGAUGGUAAAGAUAUUUGAACAGAGAUAAUUUAGUGACUGGGUUGUGGUGGAUUUUUACAUAUGAAUUUGGUGAAAUUUUAUGCAUAAGUAAAUAGAUUGGUACAUGAUAA
This is a messenger RNA of Quercus robur (English oak), 1511 nucleotides long. RefSeq lists its product as uncharacterized. Lineage: Eukaryota; Viridiplantae; Streptophyta; Magnoliopsida; Fagales; Fagaceae. The record is from RefSeq and is a predicted model, not a curated record. Gene Ontology annotation, biological process: protein ubiquitination; modification-dependent protein catabolic process. Gene Ontology annotation, cellular component: nucleus; cytoplasm. Bases 124 to 1305 code for a protein of 393 amino acids. The transcript is spliced from 2 exons. Gene Ontology annotation, molecular function: ubiquitin protein ligase binding; protein tag activity.